CGAAAACGCAUACGAAUAGCAGCAAGUUGCAAACCACGCUAGAAAACACGUUUGCACAUGCUUCUUUUGCAGCUUCAAGGGCUAGGAGAGCACUGAUGGAUCUGACUGAUCCGGACGGAGCGGGUGUGGGGAAGAUGUUGGAAAAGGUGAAGAAUUUCUUUUGA
Molecule: messenger RNA, 164 nt
Organism: Amoebophrya sp. A25
Lineage: Eukaryota; Dinophyceae; Syndiniales; Amoebophryaceae
Source: the annotation of a GenBank genome assembly